AUGUCACCACCGGCUUUCACCGGAGAAGGGGGACCACUCUCAGUAGGCGACUGGUUCCUUAGGCUGGAGCUCAUCUUUCUCUUGAUGGCGUGUACCGAGGCCCAGAAGGUGGUCUGUGGGGAAUACAUGCUAGAGGGCGAAGCUGGACAGUGGUGGGAAGACUAUUGGCGCCUAAAGCCAGUAGACGAGCGAGACGCUUUGACUUGGGCGCAACUCAAGGUGAUCAUCACGGAGAAGUACUAUCCUCGUCAUUUUCGUGACCAGAUGGAGAGAGAGUUUAUGAGCCUUAGUCAGGGGAACCGCACUGUGGCAGAAUACGAGCGGGAGUUCUCCCGUUUGAGCGCAUUUGCCCGACAUCUAGUGGAUACAGAAGAGAAGAAGGCCACUCGUUUCCUGUAUGGCCUUAAACAAGACCUCCUCAUGCUAAUAGCCGGCCACGGAUAUCUGACUUAUGCCGAGACAAUUGAGAGGGCCCAGCGACUCGAGAUGUGCCAGCAGAUGGGGUCCCAGUCACUCUCCGUUCGACCCGCUGACAUAGCCCAACCAUCCAACAAUGCCGGGAAGAGAAAGUGGAUUGAUGAUCGCAAAGGGAAGGGCAAGAAGAACAGGCAAGACAACAGACCACCCCAAGCAACCCAACCAAUCCAGCAGGUACAAGCCGACCGCCCACCGUGUGCUACCUGCGGCAAAGGACACAGGGGAGAGUGCUUAGCUGGCAAGAACAUCUGCUUCAGGUGCAAGAGGCCGGGGCACAUGGCUCAGAAUUGCCUCGAGCACGGUCGGGAUCAGCAGCAGCAGCCAGGACCAGGAGGUAGAGCCCGGGUGUUCGCAUUGACCCAAAAUGAGGCCGCAAAUAAUCAAGGUACUAUGUAUGGAAUGCUUUCUGUGCAUGGUAUACCUGUAUUCGCAUUGUUUGAUACCGGAGCAACGCACUCCUUUAUUUCAUCGAGUUGUUUGGAGGCGAUCGGAGUCCAGAGUGUGAGUGCAGUCGAUGCCCUAGAGGUUAGCCUAGCCUCGGGAAAGACGAUUGUUACGAACUCUAUAGUGCAGGAAUUGAAGAUGAACAUCGGUGGACGAGAUCUGGAGGCCGACACCUACGUCAUCAACAUGAAGGACUUUGACAUUAUUCUGGGGAUGGACUGGUUGACAAAGUACCGUGCCGACAUCAGCUGCCACCAGCGAGAGGUGACAUUGCAUUUGCCAGGAGAUGACCGAAUCGUGUUUUUCGGAGCCCAGACUAGGACUGUACCCAGAGUUGUAUCUAGCAUGAAGGCGAUGAAGAAUCUUCGAAAGAAGGGAUGUCAGGGCUACUUAGUGAGUGCCGUCGGGAGCCAGAAGGAGGAGCCGUCUCCCGAGUCAGUGCCGAUCGUUUGUGAAUACCGCGAUGUUUUUCCAGAUGAGCUUCCAGGAGGGCCACCGAAUAGACAAGUGGAAUUCACUAUUGACUUGAUCCCCGGAGCCGGACCAGUGUCCAAAGCACCAUACAGGAUGGCACCGAAGGAGCUGCAAGAGCUCAAAACCCAGAUUCAGGAGUUGCUCAAUCUCGGAUUCAUCCGGGCGAGCGUCUCGCCAUGGGGUACGCCUGUACUUUUCGUGAAGAAGAAGGAUGGCACGUUGAGAAUGUGCAUCGAUUACCGAGAGCUGAACCGGUUGACCGUAAAGAACAAGUAUCCUCUUCCGAGAAUAGAGGACCUCUUUGACCAACUGAGGGGAGCGAGCGUAUUUUCGAAGAUUGAUUUACGAUCGGGCUACCAUCAGUUGAAAAUCAAGGAGGCAGACGUAUCAAAGACGGCGUUCAGAACGAGGUAUGGUCACUAUGAGUUCGUAGUGAUGCCGUUCGGGUUGAGUAAUGCACCGGCAGUAUUUAUGGACUUGAUGAAUCGGGUCUUCCAUCCAUACUUAGACCGGUUUGUUAUCGUUUUCAUCGACGACAUCCUGGUUUACUCGAGAGACGCCGACCAGCACGCCGAGCAUUUGAGGAUCGUGCCAGAGACCCUUCGCAAGGAGAGGCUAUAUGCGAAAUUUUCCAAGUGUGAAUUCUGGUUGGACCGAGUCGCCUUCCUCGGUCACAUUGUUACCGCCAAGGGAAUCGAAGUGGAUCCCAGCAAGAUAGAGGCAGUAAGCAACUGGAAUACUCCGAAGAAUGCCGGUGAGAUUCGAAGUUUCUUGGGUCUUGCUGGUUACUAUCGGAGGUUUAUUGAGGGCUUCUCGAGAAUAGCCCAACCAUUGACCCAGUUGACAAAGAAGGAGACCAAGUUCGUGUGGACUUCCCGGUGCGAGCAGAGCUUUCAAGAGUUGAGAGCUAAGUUGACCACCGCACCUGUGUUGACUAUUCCCGACCCUACCUUGGACUUCACCAUAUAUAGUGAUGCUUCAAACCAAGGAUUGGGUUGUGUGUUGAUGCAGCAGGGGAAAGUAAUAGCUUAUGCUUCGAGGCAGCUGAAGCCUCACGAGCAGAACUACCCGACACAUGACUUGGAGCUUGCAGCAGUAGUUCAUGCAUUGAAGAUCUGGCGGCACUAUCUCUACGGAGGAAAGUGCGAGAUUUUCACCGAUCAUAAGAGCCUGAAGUACAUUUUCACGCAGAAGGAGCUCAACAUGAGGCAGAGGCGAUGGCUCGAGUUAGUCAAGGACUACGACUGCACCAUUAGCUAUCACCCAGGCAAGGCUAAUGUG
Striga hermonthica is the source of this 2676-nucleotide messenger RNA. NCBI's taxonomy places the organism in Eukaryota, Viridiplantae, Streptophyta, Magnoliopsida, Lamiales, Orobanchaceae. The record is from the annotation of a GenBank genome assembly.